AGAAUAGAAAUGACCUGUACUAGAGUGAAAGGAAGAAAAAACAAUGGAGGCUCAGAUUCAGCCCAAUAAUGCAAAAUUGAUUGGACAGCACUUCACAGUACAGAUGGACAGUUAUUCAAAAUACGCUAUAAAAGCAACUCAUGAGUUUUUGAAGAAGCACAGCUGCAGUAAAAGCCUGGGAAUGCAUCACAAAUGAGGUGAUUCUUGAUGUUUUCCACAUUUUAAAGACUUCAUGAAGUCAUUGCUGGCAAAAGAUUGUUGAAAAAGUAUUAAAAAUGCAAAUUUGAUUUAUGACCAUCUUAAUGAAUUAAGUAAAAAAUUGUUUUGUGCUGUGUCUCCUCCAGUUGUAAAUAGUUUUAUUGAUCAUUAUUGGUUUCUGUUAUUCUAGAUUACUUAAUUUGUGUAGACCAGACAUAAAGUCAGUAUGUCAUGAGCAGCUGCAGGUAGCCAUGUCUGCACAUUGUCCGUAUCAAUAUUCCCUUCAUCUUUACUGCUGGUGUUGGGUUACCACAGCGCUGACAGUACAGAACAAUCUGGAGUCAGGUACUGUAAGUGGGACAAACCUCCUUCAUUUCAGGCCAAACCACAUUCUCCGAGUCCCCAUUUCCCCCCAAUCAUCGCCGUGAAGUAGCUGACACAAGUAAGUUUUUGUGUGUUUUUGCCUUCAGGUAAAACUGCCUGUGUGCAUAAUGAUGGUCUCAUACCAACACGGUGAUGGAACAUUUACCAGUUUAGCUCUGUGCUCGUGAGUCAGGUUGAGAUCUGGGGCGUUUGGUGUUAAAUGGAGUCGUCACCUUUUUUUCACAACACUCUCAGACAGCCCCCCGUUUGAGAUCAAAUGUGAGCUGAAGGAAAUCUGGAAUCACUUAUUAAAGUUCUGUGCAUGUGUGGAUGUGUGUGUGUGUGUGUGCGCGCAACUUACAGUGUGCUCUCUGCUGUGUAUGCACUCUGUAGUGUUGGUCUGGGACUUACAAAAGCACCAUUGUGUAGGCAACUGUGACUGAGCUGGCCUCCAAAACUUUGGUUAGUCCAGGCAGGCGUGCGAGGAGGUGGGGUUGCCAGCGUAUGGGUCACAGAGCAUAGGAGGGGACAGGUUAUGGUAAUGAAUGAGCUUCAGUGUGUGCAGCUGGAACCUCAAGCUGCAGAGCAGUCACCAAAAUGGUCUCCCCAGUCGCCGUACACCUUCUCUUCUUCCUCAUAUCUGUGAACCUGAUGCCCGCCACUCCCAUAGAUGUGCAGCAGCCUUUCCAGGCUUCAGAGGGAGGUGUCGGGGUUCCUCAGGGGAAGAGCAGAAAGCGAGUCUUCCCGGUGCCCCACACCCAGGAGCCCGAUCCCAUAUCUGAGGCUUACGGCUACUGCAAUACCCCAAACCGCACUGAACAGGCCUGGGAGGGUCACAGUCCUGCUGACUACAAGCUGCUGUCUGUCCAGGUGAUGAUUCGCCAUGGUGACCGCUAUCCACUUUACUCCAUUCCCAAGACCAAGCGACCCACCAUCGACUGCACUCUGUCCAGCAGCAGGAAACCCUCUCACCCACUGCUCAACUCCUUCAUUAGUCACAUGGGCCAAGGGGCUCGUGGCCACUGGGAGUCACCACUGGGCUCUGUUCCCCGUCUGCCCAGCCACAGCGCCUGUGAGAUGGGAGAACUCACGCAAACAGGUGUGGUGCAGCACCUGCGCAACGGGCAGCUCCUCCUCCACGCCUACAAACACCACAAUUUCCUCCCCCCUGGUUGGUCGCCCCGCCAGGUGUGGGUGGAGACCACAGGGAAGAGUCGCACCCUCCAGAGCGGACUGGCCUUCCUCUACGGCUUCCUGCCCAACUUUGACUGGACGAAGCUGACCGUGCGCCACCAGUGGAGCACGUUGUUCUGCGGUUCGGCGUGCGACUGCCCCGCCAGGAACAAAUACCUGGAGGAGGAGCAGAGGAGGCAGUAUCGGCUCAGAGUGGCCGACACUGAACUGGAGAGAACUUACGCCGACAUGGCGCGAAUCCUGGGUCUUCCCACCCGCCAGCUCCGAGCUGCGAACCCCAUAGAUUCCUUGCUGUGCCACCUGUGCCACGACCUUUCUUUCCCGUGUGCUCCCGUGGGAGAUAGCGGCACUGGUGGAUGCCUGACGAUGGCACAGUUUGCCGUAAUUCGUCGGCAGCAGCUGGACGAUGAGGCGGAUCGGAGGAGAGCGGGGCUGUAUCGUAAGUACGCAAUCCUGGCCAUGUACCCCUACCUCAACCGCACCGCCACCAAGAUGGAGCGGGUCGCUAAGGGCAACGAGGCCGGCCGACAGUCUCGCGUAGGAGGCGAGGAGGUCUUCACUCUGUCCUCAGCUCACGAUGUCACCGUGGCUCCGUUGCUCAGCGCCCUUGGCCUGGAGGAGGCCAGGUUCCCGCGUUUUGCGGCGAGAAUAGUCUUUGAGCUGUGGAAGAGUCCUGUCGUCACACAAGGGCAGGGAAAAAAGAGAUCUGGAAAAGGUGAGAAGUCAAAGACAAAAGAUGGUGAACUGUUCAUCAGGGUGCUGUACAACGGCGAGGACGUGACAUUUCACACCACCUUCUGUCGCUCCCACGACCGCCACGCCGGCCAGCCGCUCUGCCCUCUGAAAAACUUCCUGUCUUUCGUCAGGAGAGACAUGUUCAGUGUCGUCAAUGCAACUUCCUACAAGGAGGCCUGCUACAGGCGCCCUGGUUGACAGAUGGACAGAUGGAGAGGAGGGUGACUGAGUAAGGACGCAGAGUUGGCAGAUGGUUUAACUUCUUUUUUUCUUUUUUUUCGGGAGAGGAUGCACUUUUAUGCUGCUCAUAGUGUCUUAUAAUUCCUCAUGUUUUAAAUGUAGUCAUUGCAUUCCUGUGUACAGAGAGAGUGGUAAACAAGCAGACUUGUAUGUCAUCUCUGGACAAGAGGUUUUCACUUUCUAACCCUUAUUCUAAUACUUUUAAGUAUUGUAUCUUUUCUUUUUAACUAGUGAAUGAAGGGAAGUUGUAAGGCACUUAGCCACUUUAUUCCUACAUUCCAUAACACCAUGGAAUUGUACGACGGUACUAUUCCCAAAUGUCCGCAACAAAAAGGGAAUGUUGAACCUGGAAAUACUAUGCUGGAUUAUCCAUUCCUUAGGAAAGUUUUUGCGUGUAAUAAAUCUUUUCAGUGAAAAUACACAUUUGGCUAGUUUGGGCCACAGUACCCAAUAUGACUGAGUCAUUAGUCACUGACAUUGACAUUUUGUUAAUACUUACAGUAGGCUGCCUUUUUAUGGGUAUAUUUUUGACACAUUGAUAAUGUACUUUUUGUUGCUCUAACAAAAUUCACAAAGGUACUUUGAAAAUGAGUGUUUUCCCCUUACAUUACAGUACAUCUGUAUGUAUAUUUGCUGAUUAUGUUUUCAUUUUGUUUUUGCUACUGGAUCUAAUAAAGGUUCAUUCUGAACUGACAUUUAUACUGUAAAGCACAUGCGCAGUAAAAUAAAUGUCCUGAUGUUUUAA
Mugil cephalus (flathead mullet) is the source of this 3475-nucleotide messenger RNA. RefSeq names its product 2-phosphoxylose phosphatase 1 (gene pxylp1). Lineage: Eukaryota; Metazoa; Chordata; Actinopteri; Mugiliformes; Mugilidae. Gene Ontology annotation, molecular function: phosphatase activity. Gene Ontology annotation, biological process: dephosphorylation; chondroitin sulfate proteoglycan biosynthetic process; glycosaminoglycan biosynthetic process. The transcript has 5 exons. Gene Ontology annotation, cellular component: Golgi apparatus. Bases 1159 to 2688 code for a protein of 509 amino acids. The record is from RefSeq and is a predicted model, not a curated record.